Porites evermanni is the source of this 3624-nucleotide messenger RNA. NCBI's taxonomy places the organism in Eukaryota, Metazoa, Cnidaria, Anthozoa, Scleractinia, Poritidae. The record is from the annotation of a GenBank genome assembly.
AUGGACAAGGUUCUACAAGUGAUUUACCCCGGCAUGAUUGCUGCAGAUUUUCUUUUGAACACUAAACGAGUUGUCCAAGCUAUCGUGCUGUGGAAUGAGCGCUUAACAUUCCUAAAUAACAAAGCCUUAGAAAAAGAAAAUGACCUUGCAAAAGAAGUGAGUAUGUUGCUGUACAAGAGGCUGUGCCGUGGGUAUGCUGCUAUUUACAAACUUUCUCCGGCUAUAGAAUCUGGCAAAAAACUUUUAGUCCUAUUUCGUAAAUGUAAGAGAAAAAAGGAAGAGGGUGACACAGCCUUGAUGCUAGCAAGACUGUACACGCAAAAAAGUGAAAACAAGAAAGCACAAGAAUAUCUUCAGAAAGCACUUACCAUCAACACAGAAAUUGGCGACAAACACGGAGAAGCGUCAUGCUACAUAAACCUAGGAAACGUGUUUGAUUCUGUCGGAGAAUAUGCCAAGGCUGAAGAAUAUCUUCAGAAAGCACUUACCAUCAACACAGAAAUUGGCGACAAACACGUAGAAGCGUCAUGCUAUGUAAACCUAGGAAACGUGUUUAUGUCUGUCGGAGAAUAUGCCAAGGCUGAAGAAUAUCUUCAGAAAGCACUUACCAUCGAGAGAGAAAUUGGCAACAGACACGGAGAAGCGUCAUGCUACAUAAGCCUAGGAAACGUGUUUCAUAAUGUCGGAGAAUAUGCCAAGGCUGAAGAAUAUCUUCAGAAAGCACUUACCAUCAACACAGAAAUUUGCGACAAACACGGAGAAGCGUCAUGCUACAUAAACCUAGGAGACGUGUUUGAUUCUGUCGGAGAAUAUGCCAAGGCUGAAGAAUAUCUUCAGAAAGCACUUACCAUCGAGAGAGAAAUUGGCAACAGACACGGAGAAGCGUCAUGCUACAUAAGCCUAGGAAACGUGUUUCAUAAUGUCGGAGAAUAUGCCAAGGCUGAAGAAUAUCUUCAGAAAGCACUUACCAUCAACACAGAAAUUUGCGACAAACACGGAGAAGCGUCAUGCUACAUAAACCUAGGAGACGUGUUUGAUUCUGUCGGAGAAUAUGCCAAGGCUGAAGAAUAUCUUCAGAAAGCACUUACCAUCGAGAGAGAAAUUGGCAACAGACACGGAGAAGCGUCAUGCUACAUAAGCCUAGGAAACGUGUUUCAUAAUGUCGGAGAAUAUGCCAAGGCUGAAGAAUAUCUUCAGAAAGCACUUACCAUCAACACAGAAAUUUGCGACAAACACGGAGAAGCGUCAUGCUACAUAAACCUAGGAGACGUGUUUGAUUCUGUCGGAGAAUAUGCCAAGGCUGAAGAAUAUCUUCAGAAAGCACUUACCAUCGAGAGAGAAAUUGGCAACAGACACGGAGAAGCGUCAUGCUACAUAAGCCUAGGAAACGUGUUUCAUAAUGUCGGAGAAUAUGCCAAGGCUGAAGAAUAUCUUCAGAAAGCACUUACCAUCAACACAGAAAUUUGCGACAAACACGGAGAAGCGUCAUGCUACAUAAACCUAGGAAACGUGUUUCAGCGUGUCGGAGAAUAUGCCAAGGCUGAAGAAUAUCUUCAGAAAGCACUUACCAUCAACACAGAAAUUUGCGAGAAACACGGAGAAGCGUCAUGCUACAUAAACCUAGGAAACGUGUUUCAGCGUGUCGGAGAAUAUGCCAAGGCUGAAGAAUAUCUUCAGAAAGCACUUACCAUCAACACAGAAAUUGGCGACAAAGACGGAGAAGCGACAUGCUACAUAAACCUAGGAGAAGUGUUUGAUUCUGUCGGAGAAUAUGCCAAGGCUGAAGAAUAUCUUCAGAAAGCACUUACCAUCGAGACAGAAAUUGGCAACAGACACGGAGAAGCGUCAUGCUACAUAAACCUUGGAAACGUGUUUCUGUCUGUCGGAGAAUAUGCCAAGGCUGAAGAAUAUCUUCAGAAAGCACUUACCAUCACGACAGAAAUUGGCGACAAAGACGGAGAAGCGAGAUGCUACGGAAACCUUGGAUCUUUGUGUCUAACUAUCGGGGAACAUGCCAAGGCUGAAGAAUAUUUUAGAAAAGCUAUUGAAAUUAGCAAGGACACUGGAGACAUCGAAGUGCAGUUUAUGGCUCACCUAAAUCUAAGUUAUUGUUCUUUAGCAUUAACAGGAAACGCAUCUGAAGCUUUAUCGAAUCUCCUUGCUAGCAUUGAGAAGUGCGAGAGAAUACUUAACUUUCUAGGAAACAAUGAUCGAUAUAAGAUAUUAUUUUUUGAUCAGCACGCGUCCCCCUAUCGACUGUUUAGUUUACUGUGUUCUUCUUCUGGAAAACACUAUGAGGCUUUACACGUUGUUGAGCUUGGAAGAGCCAGAGCUCUAGCAGACCUAGUAUCAGACCGAUAUUUUGUGGAGAAAGAAGUAUCUCUAAAUCCAGAAUCGUUUGCUGGCAUCUUGAAGGUCAUCAGAGAUAGUAGUAACAGAACGUGCCUAUACAUUUCCUACCAUGGUGAAGAUAUAUUUCUUUGGACUGUAAAACAAAGCAAGCCGAUAGCUUUCCGAAAAACAAAUCUUUCUGAAAGCUAUGUUAGCAAGCACGGAGAACUGUCUGUGGAUGACCUUUUUAAAAGGGAGAGCUUAUUAAGAAAUUUUCACGUUUUACCGCAAGAGCAAUGCGAAGACCGAUCACUCUUCUCCUCGUACGCCAACCAACUUACAAACGAAGCAAGUCUGGAAGAUAGUCUCUCAUCCUUGCGUCCUGUUUGGGAUGAGGAAGAAGUAAACACAGACCCUGAACCGCCAACACUGUUUCAGCUUUACAACAUGUUGAUUGCUCCCGUAAGAGACCUGCUAGAAGGAUUUGAAAUCAUUGUUGUUCCUGAUCGCUCCUUCUUCCAAGUUCCGUUUGCAGCGCUACAAGAUGAAUGUAACCGCUAUUUAUCAGAUUCUUUCAGGAUACGCAUUGUCCCUUCUUUGACUACUCUCAAGCUCAUUCUGAACAGUCCAGCGGGCUCUCACAGCGAAACUGGUGCAUUGAUUGUGGGUGAGCCAAGUGUGACGGAUGUGUAUUUCAAGGGAAAGUUAAGGUAUCUCUGUAAAUUGCCUGGCGCGAAAGCGGAAGCAGAGAUGAUUGCAAGACUACUACCUGAAUCUCACCUUUUGAUAAGAGAGCAAGCAACAAAGCAGGCGGUUCUCCAGAGACUACCUUCAGUGAGUCUCGUGCAUUUCGCUGCUCAUGAUGAUGCCGAAAGAGGAGAAAUUGCUCUUACCCCCCCUGACUCCGCAAUGCUUCCUCCACAUGAAGCAGACUACUUACUGACAAUGACCGACAUCUCACAAGUUAGACUGUCAGCCAAACUGGUGGUCCUUAGCUGUUGCCAUACCGCAAGUGGACAGAUCAAAACAGAAGGCGUUGUUGGAAUCGCUCGAGCAUUCUUAGGAUCGGGUGCACGCUCAGUGUUGGUGGCAUUGUGGGCCUUACAAGACAGAGCAACAGAGCAGUUCAUGAGAAGAUUCUACGAAAACCUUGUCCAAGGAGAAAGUGCAAGUGAAUGUCUUCACCGGGCCAUGAAGUGGAUGCGAAAGAACCGUUUCUCUGAAGUGAGGCAGUGGGCACCUUUCAUGCUAAUUGGGGAUGACGUGUCAUUCCACUUUGGUCAAGAAAAGUAA